Messenger RNA from Neohortaea acidophila, 2073 nucleotides. RefSeq lists its product as uncharacterized. Bases 1 to 2073 code for a protein of 690 amino acids. Gene Ontology annotation, biological process: DNA-templated transcription. NCBI's taxonomy places the organism in Eukaryota, Fungi, Ascomycota, Dothideomycetes, Mycosphaerellales, Teratosphaeriaceae. The record is from RefSeq and is a predicted model, not a curated record. Gene Ontology annotation, molecular function: zinc ion binding; DNA binding. The transcript is spliced from 4 exons.
AUGACAUCCUACGCAGGCACCGGUGUCCAGCCAUGCAAAGAUUGUGUCAGGCUGGAGAAGGAAUGCAUCUAUGCAAUACCGCAGCGACGCAAGCGCAAAGCUCAAGACGCCGUUCCGUAUCGCUCUGAUAGCAAUCGCCCACUUGAGCAUAUCGCUUCACACCGUAAUCUCGUGGACUUCCAGUCAUCAAGUGCCCCCCGGGCUCAGAAUUUCUUUCGCUCUCCCAGGCCUACGGAGCGUCCGACAUUAUUCCCUCUAGACGAGACAGAGCCCUCUGGUAUAAGCAACGCCCAAGAUAUCGGUGUUGAAGGGGCGUCGGGCUUCGAUCCAAGUCUCGCGGCGAGCCCGUUACCGAAGAGGAACGCUACCUCUGCGGAGGACGCCAACUGGCAGUAUCACGAGCCUUGGUCUUGGACGUCAAUCCUCUCGGACACGGGCACUGAAUGGGUGGAGAGGAGAACGGGAGACGGCGACUUCGCUGCAGUUGCGAAGACAUUCUCGAAAGUCCUCGUCCAGCGAGGCUCAUUCGGAGACUAUGUCCUUGCAGAGUCUGGAGAAAGCGAGAUCAGUGAAAGCACGGCCUGGAAAUACACCAACGCGUUUUACGAACACUCCUGGGAGGCGAAUUUGGGCUUUAUCGACCGCAAAGACCUUGAGACACACUUGAAGGCUUAUUACCGCAGUCCCGACCAGCAGAUUGAAUACGCAUGGUUUGCACUGCGCAAUACCGUAUUUGCUUGUGGCUAUCGUGGUUUGCUGGCAAAGGACCCUUCUGUAUCAUUCGCAACAGCCCAAGCCCAGGCUGGGCGCUUCUUCAAAGCCGCGCUCUCUGUCCUCACCAACAUACUUAUUCAGCCUUCGAAUCUGGUGGGCGUACGCGCGCUGGCAUUGAUGGCGUGUUAUGCAGAAGGUCUGGGAAGCCCGGCAUUCAAGCACCUUCUGUGCGCCAACGCCGUUCACCUGGCCCAAUCGAAGGGCUUGCAUCGACAACCAGACCGAGCAUGGGCCAGCUCCGAAGGAGAAAAAAACAAGAGACUCUGGCUCUGGUGGGCGCUAUAUGCGCUUGAGAAGGAGUAUGCUUUAUUCGAUGGCCGACCCUCCGCCAUCCACGACGGGGAUAUCAGCGCUCAAAUCCCCACGACGCCGGCAACCGGAGGGAAAAAUCACACCCUGAGUAUAGGCGUCCGAUGCGCGAUGAUCCAGUCUCAAAUAUCGCAACGUCUCCUUUCAAUCCAGGCCUUGACUCUUUCGCUGCCAGAACUCAUUGGCACUGUGUCACACUUCGAUGCGCAACUCAAGCAGCUGCUCGACGAGAUACCCGCGGAAUGCAGAAUUGGCCCGCUCACCAAGCCCAUCCACUCGACACGUCGAAUGGUCGAGCUUCUAUUCCUUCACUGCUCCAUCUAUGGAACUAUAAUGGCUGUGCACUCGCAGUUCUUCUACCCCUGGACAACGUCAAGGUUCGCAACCGGUGGAGCCAACGCUGUGCUCGAGGCUCAAAUUGCCGCAUCCGAUAGUACUGUCGCGGAUGCCGCACGCAACAUAAUACUGGGCCUUCGACUGGUCAGUGCCGAUGUGUCUACGCCAGGGUGGCUGAGCUUCCAAUUUCCACUCUACGCGGCCAUCAACUUGUUCAUAUACAUUCUCAAAUAUCCAGCCUUGGAGACUGCGGCUGCCGACCUCGGUCUCCUUGAUGUUUGCGCUGGCGCCUUUGGGUACAUCGAGUUCUCAACGCAGUCACAAGUCUCCGUGUCGUUUCCGAGCGAGAUCGCCAGCAUCGCCCGCGAGAUGAUCAGAACUUGUCGAGGAAAGCUCUGGAAAGCUGCUGAUGCCGGAGAUGCUGCGGCCAUUGACGCCGACACUGGGCCGCGCACGGGAAACGUCGGAGACGUUGACUUCGAUUCCAAUCUCGGGCUGUCGGACGUCGGGAUGGGUGCUGAGGUGCCAAACUUCCCGCAUGUCGGCUCGGAGGAAUGGAAUUUCUUAUCGUCAUUCGACCUCAUGAACGGAGGAGACGCCGGCUUCAACGACUUUUUAUCACAGCCGCUUACCUUCGGCGACGAUGCAGUAUGA